Molecule: messenger RNA, 477 nt
Organism: Dentiscutata erythropus
Lineage: Eukaryota; Fungi; Glomeromycota; Glomeromycetes; Diversisporales; Gigasporaceae
Source: the annotation of a GenBank genome assembly
UGCUGGACUAUGACCCUUGUCAUAGUUGGCGUACAGAGAUGGCCAAUCUACUGGCAUAAUGGACAAUGUCCAUUUAUAUUUUCUUCAAGACCUCAUCCUGCCUCAAUACGUAUAAAUGCAAAACACAGUUCCGAAAAGCUAUCCCCAAAUAUUGGAAAAAUAAAUCACGUUGAAUCGGCCAAUGCUUCUUCCCACAAAAAUAACGAACCUAUAAUACUUGAUCUUAUCAACAAAAAUCGGCCUACAGUUGAUAGUUUAUCCCUUGAUAGUAGUGCUAGUAAUGAUAAUUUUAUAUUAUCAUCACUAAAUGCACAAUUGAGAACGGGAUUGGUCGAUCUAUGCCUUAAUACAACAAGACAAUAUCUUAAUCUGAUUCAGAAAGAGCACACAAAGAUGGGGGUGAGUAGCCUUCUGGCUAAGAGUUUAGGUAAAGGCCCAUGGCAUGCACGGUGUAUUCGUGCCUGGGCAAAUCAAUAG